GAUCGAACUUCCCACAAUGCAACGCGAAGCUGUCAUGGCUGCUCACUGAAGCUUUAGGAAGCACAUGGGAGCAAUAAACACAGGGCGAGACAUAUACGAAGUCAGUCGGAGUGUUGGUUUCCACGGGCUGUAGUUAUUAAUAAUAAUAAUAAUAAAAAAACAUAAAAUCUAAGGCGAAUAGAGAAAUCUGGGAAUUUGACAGUUUGGUGAUUCAUACGUGUCGGAAAGAUGCUGGUGCGAGAUGUGGAGAUGCCGGUUCUACGGGGCUUUCUCACUUCUAGCCAGUCGACAGAGUGGAAUCAGAGCGUCCUGAUGUCUGCCGAGAGUGGCCCGCUCUUCCAGUCUCUUCUGGAGGGUGACUUCUUGGGGGUCCUUCAGAGUCGCAUCGUGUUGAACUUGCUGGGAGGUGAGAGCGGCCCCAAGGAGACCGUCGAAUCUCAUUUGGAGAAGCGGGUGCUAGCUUUUCUGGCCACAGGCGGAGAUGAACGGACAGAGAGGGAGGCUGUGCUGUUUGCACUGUCUGUGGCCUGUCUGCACCUCUUCUCCCAGAGCAACUGGACCGGUCCCCCAGUCACUGUCCAUGUGGAGGACCUCCUUCCCAAAUCUCUGCUGCAGCAAUACUCAGAGCCCAGCUUUCUCACAACAGCCAUCCUGAACAGCCUGGUCCUGGAUGGUGAGAGCAUUUACCCGCUUGUGUCUACACCCUUCCUGUUGUUGCUGGCGCGGGUGCUGCUGGUCAGUUGUGGUGACAAGAUGGAGAGCUUUCAGCUGCUUCCAUGGUGGACCCUACGCUGUGUGGGCCUGCACCAGCAGCUCCUGGAGGAACGUUCACCCCAGCUCCUGGGAUUGGCACAGCAAUGCAUGGACAGAGUGAUAAAGCUGGAAUCUCAGCUGAUGGCCGGGGGCCACAACGACCUGGCUGUGCAGCUGCACCUGGAGUGUGGCUACAGCUGCCUGAUGUAUUAUGAGUACCAACCAGCCAAGGAGCACUUUGAGAGGGCGAGGGAGCUCUGUGAGCUGGAGGUCAACAUGACGGGUGCUUUGGGGAAGCGAACCCGUUUCCAGGAGAAUUUUCUGGCUCAGCUCAUCCUUGACGUGCAGCGCAAAGAUGGCGUCCCCCCCCGAGAAUCAAUACCCACACCAAAACCAACCCCAAAGGACAGCCUUCCCAAGGACCAUGACCUGAGUGACGACACAGUCCUGAACAAGGUUGACCUGGCAGAUCCCGGGGAGCACCAGCUGCCGGACCUCAGUGCCGAGGAGCAGGCUGUCAUCCUGGGAGUCUGCAUGGAUUUCCAGAAGAACAAUCCUGUCCACAAGCUGACUGACGAGGAGAUCCUUGCCUUCACGUCGUGUCUGCUGUCCCAGCCAAAGUUCUGGGCUGUGGAGGUGGCUGCCCUGACCCUGCGCACAAAGGUGGAGCGGAGGAGCACCCGGCGGGUAGAGAGGGCCAUGAUGCAGACACAGACCCUGGUGGACCACUUUGAGGAGAGGAACCUGCCUGUGAGCGAGCGUCUGAAGGUCUUCUACUGCUGCCAGGUGCCGCCACACUGGAUGCUUCAGCGCCAGCUGGCUAGCCUGUUGAUGGACCUGGGAUGUACCAGCUCCGCGCUGUUGCUAUAUGAGAGGCUGCAGCUGUGGGAGGACGCGGUCAUCUGCUACGAGAGGCUGGGCCAGCAUGGCAAGGCCGAGGAGGUCCUCCGGCGCGAGUUGGAGCGGAGGGAGACGCCCACGCUGUACUGUCUGCUAGGCGACGUGCUCAGGGAGCUGCAGUGUUACGAGCGUGCCUGGGAGCUGUCCGGCCAUCGCAGUGCCCGCGCCCAGCGCUCCAUGGCGCUGCUGCACCUGCGUAAUAAGGAUUUUGCACAGUGCAUCGAGUGCUUUGAGCAUUCGCUGCGCAUCAACCCCAUGCAGCUGGGUGUGUGGUUCUCUCUGGGAUGCGCGUAUAUCGCCAUGGAGGGCUAUGAGGGUGCAGCCAGGGCCUUCCAGAGAUGCGUGGGUCUGGAGCCAGAUAAUGCUGAAGCCUGGAACAAUCUCUCCACUGCCUACAUCCGACUUCGACAGAAGAACAAGGCCUUCCGCACCCUUCAAGAGGCACUCAAGUGCAACUACGAGCACUGGCAGAUAUGGGAGAACUUCAUUGCCGUGUGCAUUGACGUGGGCGAGUUUGCGGAGGCCAUCCGGGCCUACCACCGGCUGAUGGACCUAAGAGAGAAGUACCAGGAUGUCCAGGUCCUGGAGAUCUUGGUGCGGGCAGUGGUGGAGGACCUGUCGGAUUGCCGUGGCGAACAGGCUACCUCACUCAGGCCCAAGGUGCAGGAGCUUUUUGGCCGUGUCACAUCUCGGACUACUACUGAUGCCCGGAUCUGGAGGAGCUACGCCAAACUGUACGGGGACGGCCACAGUCAGAACCCAGAGGACAACGAGAAGGCCCUGCAGUUCCUCUCAAAAGCUCAUCGCUGCAGCACUCAGGCCAGUGGCUGGGAGAAGGAUAGGGGCAGCCUGCAGGAGCUGAUGAGGGAGGCGGAGCAGCUAGCAAUAGUGUCGAUCAGUUGCAGCAGAGCUAAGCGUAACCCCCAGGAGGCAUUGCAGAUCCUUUCGUCCACUCGGCUCCUCCUGCGCAGCCUCACCACCAAAGCCAAGCAGGUGCACACAGAUGUAGCCACAGGUGAGAUCCACGAAGACCUGGCCGAGGACAUCAGAAAUUUGGAGCAGCUUGUCACGGAGCUGCAGGACCUGUCUGCCCAACUACGUAAUCAGUGAGGGUCCGGGGAAGCCAGCUUCCAAGAAUCUGACAGAGGCUUGUGGUGGAUCCAGACUCUUUUGAAAGUUCGACUAGCCCUGUGAUCGAUGGCUUAAAGGCACACCUCUAAUUCCAGCAGAAUGGCUGCCGGUCUUUCUGACGGCAGGAGAGCUGUGCCGGCUGGCGGAAAACAAGUGUACGAUCAAUGUGCUGUUCGAUGAUCUGAAAAGAAGCUUGUUUGUGCACAACAUAAAUUUAGGUUCUUAUUGAUCCAAAGAAGACAAACUGGUCUCUGAGAUUUGGGCAAAUAAAAAAGCAAUGAUUAUUGUCAUUA
Messenger RNA from Brienomyrus brachyistius, 3077 nucleotides. RefSeq names its product tetratricopeptide repeat domain 27 (gene ttc27). Bases 229 to 2763 code for a protein of 844 amino acids. Gene Ontology annotation, molecular function: protein binding. The record is from RefSeq and is a predicted model, not a curated record. Lineage: Eukaryota; Metazoa; Chordata; Actinopteri; Osteoglossiformes; Mormyridae. The transcript is spliced from 20 exons.